AAGAGAAGAGAGAGAGAGAGAGAGAGAGAUCCCACCCGUUGACAACAAUGGCUACAAAACCCUGUAUCGUCGGUCAAGUCUGGGUACACUGCCACCAUUGCUAGUCUUGCGCUCUGGCCUGUUAAAUAAAAAAUCUCAUUUAUUUCCGAUGAAUAUUCACAAUCUUUUUGAUAUGACCUAUAGGAUUUAAUAUUCAUUGGGUGGUUAUUUAAACAGUUCUACUUUCCCAAACAUAGAUGAUCUUUAAAUUGUCAUAGGAGCAAAGGACAUUGGAUUUUCUUACUGGUAAUUGACGUUAGAGACAGAAGGCGGCAGUGGGGUUUUACUCUUACGGUUUAAUAUAAUGGUUAUUUAAAAAGAGAGAUUUGUCAUUAAUUGUAAAAUUGGCCGUUGAAGUCUAGUGUCUAUGUUAGUAUUCUUUUGUUUAGCACCUGUAUUAAUUUGCUAUUGCUGACGCCUCACCUAAGCUUGAAGGUUUGGUUCCAUAAUUAUUUGUAAUUUUUUAUUUUUUUAUACAAACUAGUCUAUUAUGGAUAUUAAACCUUUCAAUUUCAUGUUGGACAGUGGACAUAUAUUAUAUUGCUUUGGUAGUUGGCAUCAAAAUGGCAAUUUUAGUCAUAAUUUUUAAUGUGAGUAAUUGUUUUAUUUGCACUGAAUAAUAUGUGAUGUUCCUGUUCAUCAUGCAGGGAUACAUUUUCUCAACCUCCAUGCACUUUAAUCCAACCAUCAAUGCAGGCAUUAGCAAAGGAUUAUCAGCAUAUUCCUAACUUUGCAAAGGACUUCUCUCCCCCAAUAUAUCCGCUGGGAGAUAAAUAUUGGCAAGCAAAUGAGGCUGCCCCAUUUAUAAGUAUCCAUUCUCUGCAGGUGACGCCCUCGCCAGCUCCUCCACUGUUUGCUUCACAGACAGUAAUAUCUUGCCUGCCUCUUCUGAUCCAUCUUCAGGAGGAGUCUUGUUUGAGAAUAUGUUCCUUUUUAGCUGACGGAAUUGUAGUCAAUUCUGGCUCCAUCUUGCCAGAUUAUUCCAUCAAUUCUCUUAUGUUCACUCUAAAAGAACUAGAUCUUACAGUUCCAUUGGACUUUGCAAAGGCAGGUAAUAAUGCCUGCAGUGGUGAUACUGCUUUCCAGGAUUUGUUUGCUGAAGCUAAGCUUCACAUUGAAAAUCUGUUUUUUUCUGAAUCACCUGCACUAAGUAUGAGCGUGCUUGAUUUGGAGAAGGAUCCUGCUUGUUUCUGCCUCUGGAGUGAUCAACCUAUUGAUGCUAGCCAGAAAAAGUUGUCUGCUGGAGCUUCUUACGCAAGUUUGUCUCUUGAAACAUCUGAAGAUGCAGAUGGUCAGCAAAAUUCUUCUAGUUCAUCUUUGGGAUCGUGGAGGUGUGUUGAGGUGAAAGAGGCUUGUGUUGAGGUAGCUAUGGCGACUCUAGAUGGCAGCGUGUUGGUUCAAGUUCCUCCUCCCGGGGGCAUUGUGAGAUUUGGUAUUGCCUGUAAGCAAUAUUGCUCUAAUGCUUCUGUUGAGCAGUUGUUUUUCAUCCUGGAUCUUUAUGCAUAUUUUGGAAAAGUAAGUGAAAGGAUAGCAUUAGUAGGAAAGAGUAAUAAAUCGACAAUUCAGAGAACUGAAUCAUGGAAUGAUGAGCUGAUUUCUAAGGCUCCCAGUGAUACUGCUGUGAGCUUUGCCAUAAAGGACCUUCAAUUGAAGUUUCUGGAGGAUUCAUGCAAGACUACACAGGGGAAGACUUUGGUUCAAUUUAUCGGGGAAGGUCUGUUCGUUAAAGUAGGUCAUAGAACCCUUGGCGGAGUCAUUGCUAUAUCAUCAAUUAUACGCUGGGAAACUGUGGAAGUGGAUUGUUUAGACGUGGAGGGUAAUUCUGUGCUUGGCAACAGCACAAUGUCAACUCCCUGUGCAAAUGGCUCUCUGAUUACUGCAAAUGGAUGUCCGCAGCUCAAAGCUGUGUUAUGGGUAGAGCGUAAAGGUCAGAGUCAGUUAAGUGGAAGAGCAAAGCAUGCUCCUUUCCUCGAUGUAAGUAUUGUGCAUGUUAUUCCUUCCCAAGCUCAGGAUGCUGGUUGUCAUAGCUUGAAUGUGUCCGCUUGUAUUAAUGGUGUUCGUUUGGGUGGAGGAAUGAACUAUGCUGAAGCCUUAUUGCAUCGAUUUGGAAUUCUUGGUCCUGAUGGGGGCCCUAGUGAAGGGCUUUUGAAAGGGUUGGAGAACUUGUCUGGUGGUCCACUGUCAAAAAUUUUCAAGGCACCGUCUCAUACUGUGGAUCAUGUGAAAGAAAAUGGAACAUGUGACAGUAGCCAUGAUAGUUUAUUCUCUCACCUGGGAAAGCCAAAUGAAGUGGAUGUGCUGGUUGAUCUGAGAAAUUGGCUGUUUGCUCUUGAAGGCGCACAAGAGAUGGUAGACAGAUCAUGGUUUGAUAACCAUGUAAAUACUAAUAGGGAAGAUAAGUGUUGGCAUACUACUUUUAAGAGCUUGAAGAUUAAGGCAAAGAAUACUCCAAAGGACCUAUUGAAUUGCAGUGUAAAGUCCAAUGGUGAUCAUAGAUAUCCUGUGGAACUGAUAAUGAUUGGUGUUGAAGGUUUGCAGAUGGUGAAACCUCAAGUCCAAACAAGCAUCCAUACAGUGGAGUUUCCUGUCAUUGCUAUUAAAGAAGCAGAUAUGAAGACAUUUGGAGGGGUAAAUGUUGAGGUUCAUAUGGUUGUCUCGGAAGAUGGUUUUGAUGAUGUAACAGACAACUGGAUGGUUGAAAACCUUAAAUUUUCUGUUGAGCAACCGAUUGAGGCUGUUGUUACCAAGAAUGAGCUGGAGCAUCUUGCCUUUCUUUGCAAAUCUGAAGUUGACUCUUUUGGAAGAGUGGCUGCCAGUGUUUUGCGACUUCUGAAACUGGAGGGUUCAAUUGGUCAAGCAGCUAUCAAUCAGUUGAGCAACCUCGGAAGUGAAGGCAUAGAUAAAUUUUUUAGCUCAAAACUGCUGACUCGGGGUGAGAAUGAUGUCUUUGAGCAUAGCCCUUCUUCAAAUGGACAUGUAAAUAGCUCACAUCCAUCUGUGAAAACCAUCGUAACCUUGCUUGAGAAGGAAGUUGAGGAAACAGAAUCGAAAUGUGCUGCUCUGAUUUCUGAUAUCGGUGAAUCAGAGACUUCCUCACAACACCUUGAUCGUGUCAAGGAACUUGGUCAGCAAAUUGAAAGUGUUCGUCUGUUAUUGAAGCAGUUGAAGAAUCAAGGUUAGCCUAUUUUGCAUUUAAUUUUAUUUUUUUUGUCAUUCUUUUUUGUACAAGUUACUAAGCACAGGGAGGAAAAUCCGACCCUGUUUGGUAUAAUAUUAGUGAUUCUUUUUUGUACAUAGUCAUAUAUAUAUAUAGAUAACUAUAUACUACAUACGAGUGUAGACAAAAGGCAAAUAAGGAGCAUUCAUUUGACACAAUAAUUUUGUAACUUAAAUGUAAAAUUUUGUAUCUGCAAGCGCGAUAAUGCACUGAAAAAUAUUUCUAUUAAUUCUGUAUUAAUUUUCUAGA
Chenopodium quinoa (quinoa) is the source of this 3505-nucleotide messenger RNA. RefSeq lists its product as uncharacterized. Lineage: Eukaryota; Viridiplantae; Streptophyta; Magnoliopsida; Caryophyllales; Amaranthaceae. The transcript has 7 exons. The record is from RefSeq and is a predicted model, not a curated record. Bases 730 to 3219 code for a protein of 829 amino acids.